AUGAACUCCUACGAUCCCGAAACCAUGGACCUUUGGGUUCCGGGUACGGAGGUCAAAGGCUCUGGGAAUCUGACCUGGGAGCAACUGGACUUCAACCGCAACUGCACGAACUGGGGUCAAUGGCUGGCUGCCAUGCUUCAACCUGAUCCAUGGGAUCCAAAGUCGACUCGAGGAAUGAGUGUUCAGCUGUCAAUGGCACUGUACUCGACGGCUAUGCCGAAGGGAUACGAGACGACCUACUCCGACGUAUCAUAUUGGUUCGCCUACAAUAUGUAUCAUACACCAUACCCGGAAAACUCGAGCGACCCCACAUACUAUCUUUUCAGCACACGAUUCAAUGAAACCGUUCUAUGGGGCCCAAAAGAGCAUUGUGAGGCCGAAUUCUGCAAGGCCGUCGGAUAUACAGGAAGCCAAGAUCUCUGCGGUAUUGGAGUGGUGGUAUCCUACUACCUCGAAGCCAUCUUAGCAACGAUGUACCUUGUCGCAUUCACGAUUCAUCAAGUACGACGCCACUUCAACAAGAACCUCUGGGAGAAGACGCGACCGAAGCAAAAACAAAGACUGAGCGGUCGCAUUCUCGACUCGUUCCGCGGAUCGCUCGACAUGUUCCUCAGCGGCUCAAUGCUGAUCGCAGUGGCCAUGUUGGGAGCUUCCGUCUACUCGGCCGCUACAAACUUCAAGGAGAGAUCGGAGAUCAACCCCGACCUCCCAUCAGCGGAUGCGAUUUACGAGCAAGCCUUGGCACUGAUCGCGUCCAACUACUCUGUGUUUCCGGUCAUGUUGCUCUACGCGCUAGCCAAGCACGAUGGCCAUCGCAAGUGGCUUCAUCGAUCUGUCCUUGGCCUCCUUUGGGGUUUGAGCGUGACGGUGGUGUAUCUGGCACCAAGGGCGGAGAUAGAUUACAAGGAACGAAAGAGUGGGCACAGAAACUUUGACUGCGAUCAACGUGGCUCGCAGUACUGGCCCGUCGUCAAAGCCACUCAGUUCUUGGUCAUUGCGCUGCCGAUGAUAUGGCUCCUCCUAACACUGUUCGUUACCACUGGCUUUAAGAUUCCCGGCAUGAUCGAUAAGCCUUGGGUCAAGAGAUGGAGGUCUUGCUGGCGAAUGUUGGUCGCCUGGAUCAACCUGUUGGUCAUGUGGGGCAUACUAGGCUACUUUACUCACUUCCGCCAGAAGAUCAUCAACGCGGCUGAUGGCAUUGACAAGAACGAUAAGUGGACGUUUGGACAAGUUCUUGCUCUGGCAGCUUGGGUACCAGUCAUGGCUGAGCUGCUGUACAUACUAAUCUUCGGACUUGAGGAGGGUCUGUCAGGCCAUAUGCCUGCCGACUACCACGCGACCCAUGUCACGCAACCUGACCAGAACAUGGGAGUUCCUCUCCUCGACAGAGGUUCGAUGUACGACAUGAAGCACGCCUCUACCAUGUCAGCAAUGUCUGUAUCCACAACGUUAUCUUCGCCAGCGACUCCUGGGCAGGUACAAACGCCUAUGUGGCAGCAGAACUCUGGAUACCAACACAGCCCUGUGUAUCAGCCAGUUAACAUGCAACAGCCCCACGUUCAGCAUCAUCAAAGUUGGGACGGAUACUACCACACGGGUUGGUAA
Molecule: messenger RNA, 1605 nt
Organism: Colletotrichum abscissum
Lineage: Eukaryota; Fungi; Ascomycota; Sordariomycetes; Glomerellales; Glomerellaceae
Exons: 3
Coding region: 1-1605 (534 amino acids)
Source: RefSeq, a predicted model, not a curated record